Messenger RNA from Salmo salar (Atlantic salmon), 1122 nucleotides. NCBI's taxonomy places the organism in Eukaryota, Metazoa, Chordata, Actinopteri, Salmoniformes, Salmonidae. The record is from RefSeq and is a predicted model, not a curated record.
AUGUUAACACCGCCGGGCGAAGAGAAGCCCCAGAAGCGAGUGAGGUUCCGCGUGGCUUCGGGGAACAGUGGUCGGGUGCUGAAGGAGAUUUUUAAAGAUAGGGGGCCAUCUGACUCGUUGGAUUCAGAUUGUACCAGUAGUUCGGAUGCGGACCGGGCCAGUACGCAUUCCACAAGUGGAGAUGCUAACGGACAUGGUUUUCUACAUGGGUUUCUGGGCUCCGAGUUGGAUGAUAGCGAGAGCGAGCGGGAUGAUUUGCUCAUGCAUGCUGGGGCCUCAAAGGACAGAGCACCGAUUAGCCACAAGCAUGUCAACAUCCUCAGCAAAAAUGGGACUGUAAGGGGGGUCAAGCACAAAGUCAGUGCAGGUCAGGUCUUAUUUGAAAACCUCCCUAAUGCAUUGGCUCAGCCCGAGUUGACACUAGAAUUUGGGCGGAUAGUGAUCUACACCACCAGCUUUCGAGUGGUAAGGACCACGUUUGAACGGUGUGAGUUGGUCCGGAAGAUCUUUUCAAACCACAGGGUCAAGUUUCUGGAGAAGAAUAUAGCCCUGGACUGUGAGUAUGGGAAGGACCUGGAAGAACGAUGCAAGCGUGUGGGCGAACCUCUCUCGCUACCAGUCGUGUUCAUCGAUGGACACUAUCUCGGGGGUGCUGAGAAAAUAUUGGACAUGAAUGAAUCAGGAGAACUUCAGGAUCGUCUGGCCAAAAUUGAGAAGUUACAGCCCCCCCACACGUGCCAGACCUGUGGGGGCUUUGCCUUCGUCCCGUGCCCCAUGUGCCAUGGUAGCAAGUUGUCAGUUUUCCGCAACUGCUUCACAGACUCGUUCAAAGCCCUGAAGUGCACCUGGUGCAACGAGAAUGGCCUGCAGCCCUGUUCCAGCUGCAGCCAAUGAUAACUCUAAGUGCCUGAUCGAAAUAUCCCCCUUCCCCAGACCCUUCACCAAGUCCACACAAUGUAUGGUGUCCAUAUUAGGACAGCCAGAAAUACAAGUCCAAGUGAGACUGAGGCUGUCCUAAUAUGGACACUGUACGGAUUGGACUGUGUCAGAGAUAAGACUUGGUUUUUCACACCACGGUUUAUCCUCCAUGGGAGAUUGUCAAUAAAAUUGUCUGUAAAUGGG